CUGGACUUUGGGGCGGGGCAGUACUGCAGCUGGGGCCGGUUAGCCCCCUUCGCCCGGACGUUCAGUGGCUUACAUCCUCCCGGAGGCCCGGAGAGCCGAAAACGCCCGGGUUGGAACCUCUGGGCAAGCAAGACGAAGGCACUGUAGGCUUCCAAGCCCGAGGAAACAGCAGUCAGCUCAAGGGAACUUCGCUGUGGGUGAGAUGCCAGCUGCCUGGCUUGUGAUGCCAGCCCCAGCGUUAAUUGUGCCGCUGUGGGCAGUUCAUUGAGCUCACCUGUAGCACGCGAGCGUUGUAACUACCUUCUGGGGUUACUGUGAUCAUUAAAUAUGCCUUCAGUAAAGAGGGAGCUUUGUCUCUACUGUGUAUGGUGCUAGCUGUAGUUUUAAAGAUGUCGUCUUCACAUUUUAUUGGUCGCUACAGAAAGGAUUUAAGCUCUGAAAUGAUUAGAACUAAAAUUGCUCACAGAAAAUCACUAUCUCAGAAAGAAAACAGACAUAAGGAAUAUGAACGCAAUAGACACUUUGGUUUGAAAGAUGUCAACAUUCCAAUCUUGGAAGGGAGAAGUCUUGAGUUAAAUGAGACAUCUCAAGAGUUUAUUCCACAAAAGACCAAUAGCAAGUCAAGUGAUCUACGAAAACAAAUGCUCCAAAGAUACAAAGAAGAAAAGCAACUUCAAAAACUGAAAGAGCAGAGAGAGAAAGCUAAACAAGGAGUAUUUAAAGUAGGUCGUUUUAGACCUGAUAAGCCUGUUUUUCUUUUAUCAAACAAGAAUGCGGUGAAAGCUGAACCAAAAAAGGCUGUUCAAUCUUCUGUACUGAUUACAAGGUCAAAGGCCAAAGAGCAAAUGGAACAAACUAAGAUUAAUAAUGGGAGCAAUGUUCGGGCAGUCAGACCUGGUCAAAGAAAAACUUCUGAAAAGAAAGUGUUGGAAAAAGAGAAAAAAGCUAUACAACCAGUAGUGCCCACAUCGAUGAGAAUGACUCGAUCGGCUACUCAAGCAGCAAUGCAGACUGUAAAAACAGUCUCAUCCACUACAACAGGAAGGCCUAUCACAAGAGCUACUAUCAAAGCAGAAAGUAAGUCACCAAAUAAAGGAAUACCUGCCAAAAAAAUAGAAGGAGAAUCUGACAAGGUCAUUUCUUUUAAAGUUGAUAGUGAAGAAAAUACUUUGCAUUCAACUACCAAUACAACAAAUGGAACGGAUGGAGUCUUGUCAAAACUGGAAAACUUACCUAAGACAAACUCUGCAAAAAUGAAAGGGAAGAAUUCCUUCGCACCAAAAGAUUUUAUGUUUCAGCCGCUCGAUGGCCUGAAGAACUACCAAGUAACACCUAUGACUCCCAGAAGUGCUGAUGCUUUUUUGACACCCAGUUACACCUGGACCCCUUUGAAGACAGAAGUUGAUAAGACUCAAGAAGCAGCAAAAGAAAUUUUGGCACAAAAAACUAAAACUUACUCUACCAAGACAGUACAUCAAUAUUCAAGUAAAUUACAGUGUCCUUUGGACAAUAAAGAACCUGUCUUUAAUAAAAAUGAAACUACUAGAAAUUCAAAUGGCCUCCCAAUAAAGGAAGACUCAUCAUUUGAAAUAAAUGAAGAACAUAUACCUCAGCCACAACAUGAUGUGCCAUAUUUCAGAAAUGUUCUCCAAUCAGAGACUGAGAAAUUAACUUCAUACUGCCUUGAGUGGGACCAGAAACUUCAGUUGGAUAUUCCAGAUGAUGCUAAAGAUCUUAUUCGCACAGCAGUUGGUCAAACAAGACUUCUUAUGAAGGAAAGGUUCAAACAGUUUGAAGGACUGGUGGACAAUUGUGAAUAUAAAAGAGGUGAAAAAGAAACUACCUGUGCUGAUCUGGAUGGAUUUUGGGAUAUGGUUAAUUUUCAGGUAGAAGAUAUAAACCAAAAAUUCAGCAAUCUAACCAAACUUGAGGAAUCUGGAUGGCAAAACACUGAUAAUACAAGCAAAAAGGUCUUUAGGAAAAAAGUUGUCUCAAGUAUAGUAAGCAAACCCAAACAGGAUGACAGUGGAAGAAUUGCAGCAAGAAAUCGCCUUGCUGCCAUAAAAAAUGCAAUGAGAGAGAGAAUUAAGCAGGAAGAACUUGCUGCCACAGCAGACUCUGCAAUGCCAAAAGAAGUUGAUAAAAUAGUGUUUGAUGCCGGAUUUUUCAGAGUUGAAAGUCCCGUUAAAUCGUUCUCAGGACUUGCUAUCUCUUCUGAAUGUCUUUCUCAAAGACUUAAAACACCUAAAUCUGUCAGCAAAGCUGUGUUUGAGAGCAGGGCUGAGGUGGACCUGCGAAGACAAGCUGUGUUGCCAGAGUAUCCUGAUCUGCAGAAUUCCAAAAACAAAUGUGUUGAUAAGACUCUUCUAUCAACUAUUCCUGAAAACAGUGACAGCAUUGAAGAUGAUGCUCAGUGUCCUGGAUUGCAAGGUUUAAUUGAAGUAAACCCUGAUGUAAAUAUAAGUGACAUAUACUUUGAAAGGAGUCGUUUAUCCAAUGAAAGAAUGAAUUUGUCCCUAUUUGCCAGUGAAGUGGCAUCUAAUAUUAAUACUAAUACAAAGGAAGAAAUUUCAGAUGCUGUGGAAGGAAUGGAACUAAAUUCGUCAAUUAUAGCACAGGAUGUUUUGAUGAUUAGCCCUGAAAAGAAUAUAUUACCACAAGACAAUACUUCACAGGAAGAAGAAACUAAAAUUUCUCAGUCAGUACCAUUUGAUAAUAAAAUUCUCACUACUGAAUAUCAUCUUCUCGAUUCUCCUGGCCUAGACACUACAGUAAUCCAUUCACAAGUGGAGAAGAGACAUCAGGAAUAUGCCAGAAACGUUUCUUUUGGUGGUAACCUAAUUACCUUUUCACCUCUAAGACCCCUCAAUGGAGAACAACAAGAAGAACUUUAAAUUUAAAAUCAAACAUUUUUCUUUAUAUUAUCAAUGCUGUGAUUUAUUCUUAGACUAUUGAAAAGUUUAAGACUGUAUUUGUAUUCAUUUCAUUUAUAUAGGUCAUACAGUGUUUUAAUAUAGUUUAUCAAAGUGUGUUUUAAUUGUGAUACUCUUUCUGGAGGGAAGUGGGGUAUAUUUUUGUACACCAACCAUGCAGAAUAAAAAUAUGGUGCCUUGCCUCCCUUGUUUAAAGCUAAGUUUAAGAACUUACAAACAUUCUUCAGCUUAAUCAAAAUAAUAUUAAACACGGAUAGAAAUAUUUGCGUACUUUACACUGUAUUCUUAGUUUGAGCUCUUAAAUUUGAUGAUGUUGAAGAGUUUGACAUACUGUAUUUGCCAGGCUAUAUGAAAUUUCUUUAGAUGAGCUCUCUGGAUCCUGAAAUCAGUUUACACGCUGCAGUUCAAAUGCUUACAUUAUUAGAAGUGCUCAUUAAAUUCAUGUCUUUUUCUUUUCAUUUUCUCGUUGACAUGGCUGACAGCCUUUGAAGUAAAUGUCUCUCUCUGAGAGAAUUCUAUCAAUACUUAAUGUAUUUGAAAUGUUUUCGCUUAUAAAACUCUUACCUGUCAAAUUGUAGAAGAUAGGGCCAGUAGAAUAACAGAGCACCAAGAAAAUUCAGAGUAGCUGUAAUUUCUAACCAUACCUGGGUCUAGUUAUUUGUUUCAGCAGGAUUUGAGGCUGCAGAUAUUUACCAAACAAGUAGUAACUUUGUGGGUAGCCCCAGAAGAUGAGAGGUUUUCAAACAAGGAAAGGAAGUACAUCGCCUUUGGUUGUAGGCUUGCUGUGGAUAGUAUCUAUUAAAUCCAUGUGAGAGGGCCUCCCCGGUGGCGC
Talpa occidentalis (Iberian mole) is the source of this 3765-nucleotide messenger RNA. It is a transcript of the gene DLGAP5, whose product is annotated as DLG associated protein 5. Gene Ontology annotation, molecular function: microtubule binding. Bases 366 to 2894 code for a protein of 842 amino acids. The transcript has 19 exons. Gene Ontology annotation, cellular component: cytoplasm; nucleus; spindle pole centrosome. Gene Ontology annotation, biological process: signaling; regulation of mitotic cell cycle; kinetochore assembly. Lineage: Eukaryota; Metazoa; Chordata; Mammalia; Eulipotyphla; Talpidae. The record is from RefSeq and is a predicted model, not a curated record.